AACGCGCAUGCGCUAAAGAUGGCUGGCAGCGGUGGACCCGGACCUACCGGGGCAAGUGACGCGUCACAGGUCCAAUUAAGAGACAUCAUUAACACGGCACAAAAUCUGGUGUUAAUGUUGACUAACAGUGUACCUGCAAAUGUCAGGCCAGGCGAACAGGGAACUUCAGGAGAAGCUGCUGUUGGACAGGGAGUGCAGUCAGUAAGGCAGCCUCAGCAGGCAGCGCAACAACUGACAAGAUCCCAGAACACUGGACUGUCAGUAAAACAAGAAAUGGUCCGGUCUUUUCCAGGAUUUUUUCAAAAGGAGGCAAGGGGCAAAAGGCGCUUCACACCAUUCAGGACAAAAGAAUCUGGAAAGAGCUUUUUGGUGAAUUUUUUUCUUCUUAACAAGCAAUAUGAAAAAACACCAAAAGGUGAAGAGGAACUGCCACUAAUGUUGGCUGGCCUUGGAAAGCGUUCUCUAUCCAUAUCUGAAAACAUUACACAUUCGGAGUUUUCAGAUUUGCUUUUUAGUGCAUAUCCAAGACUAGCAAAUAUCUGUGGUGGUUGGAUGCUGCACAAGUCCACAGGUGGUGGUGGACGGCGGAGCUUAGUUGUUAUUCCUCCAGAUCUCCAUGGAUACAAUGGCCAGCAACUGAAAGCAGUAAGCGGGAAUGGAAAAUGCACAUUGUACAUUUCUCCUCUACAAGAAGAACUUGAUACUAUUCCAUUACCACCGGAAGCAAAAGAGUUUGAGAACAUGCCCAAAGCCCAAUGUACAACCUGCAAGAUAAUGGUUCCUCUUCAGAUCCUCCCAGCACAUAUCAAGGAAUGCAAGAUAGAACUGUUAGAUUUGUCCUCUUCUGCAGAUGAGGAAAGCUGCAGCAAAGAACAUGAAGAUACAUUCCAACAUUCCAUUUGCAGCAAGGCAGACAAGACAGCAGAAUGUCCUGUGUGCAACAAUGCAUUUCAAGCUGACAUAAUUGAAAUCCAUGCAGCCACAUGUGGAUUACGACCUACAGAAAGUGGCAGUCAUGAGUCAAGUGGAUCAGUCCCAGUCAGUACUUUUCAAAGUACUGAGGAAAUUUUGGAUUGGAUCGCUUCAAAAGUUAAUGAAGAAGACAGAUUUUCCAUCUGUGUGUCAAGAACUGAUCUUUUCAGCAGAGGCAUGCAACAAUGGCAGCGGCAGAAGAAGACAUCACCCAAAUGUAGACUUAAGGUCACAUUCUUUGGCGAGGCAGGUGUCGAUACUGGGGCCCUUAGCAGAGAAUUCCUCACAGAAAUGCUUGCAGAGAUUGAAAACAGACUCUUUGUUGGAAGGCCAGAUAAGAAAGGGAAGAAUCCUGUUUAUUGUCUCAACAGUUUGGACUCUAGAUUCUUCAGGAUUAGGAGUGCAGGAGAGGUCAUGGCCACUAGCCUGGCACAAGGAGGACCUUGUCCUAACUUCAUGCGCGAAUGGUGCUUCAGAUACCUCUGCUCCAGUGACGCUGAGAGCAUUGUUGUGUCUGCCAGUGAUGUAACAGAUUUAGAACUGUCACUGCUUGUUGAGAGGAUAAACAACGCCACGAAUGACAACAUCAGUGACCUGGUUGAUGAUAUUGUGGCCUGCGGAUACACUGGAGUUGUGUCCACUGAAAAAAGGGAAAGCAUGACAAGAACUGUCAUACUUCACUCCACCAUGAGGCUCCUCCCCAUGCUCGACCAGCUCAGGAAAGGCCUGAUGCUGUAUGAUCUCCCUGAAGUCAUGAACAGUCAUCAAGAUCUCUGCCAAAAACUGUUUAUUCCAGGGGAAGAUGUUGAGGCUGAUGCUGCCUUCCUCCUAGAGAACACCCGUCCUGUCUAUAGUGAAAUUGGUUCUGCCAAGCACCAAAAGGAAGUACAUAUCAUGAACUUUCUUCAAGACUACCUACAGGAAAUUGAAGACUCUGAACACGAGGGCCCCAGCAACAGCAGUGUUACUCCAGAAGGCUUGACAGUAGGGCGCAUCAUGCAGUGGAUGACUGGACAACGACACAAGCCUGUUCAGCCAAGCGAGAAGAAGGAGUUCCUCAUAAAUAUACAGUUCCAACAUGACUGUGACACACAACACACAGUUUGUUUUCCAACUGUAAGCGCCUGCAGUCGCACUGUCACAUUCCCUUCAGCUCACCUGAGAACAUACAGUGAAUUCAAAAACAUUUUGACACUAGCUGUGUCCCAUGGGCAAACAUUUGACAGGGUGUAGCCAUCCUAUGAAAAGAGAAAAAAGGUAACGGCAACAUAUCAUUGCCGCUUUACCUGACAACUUUCUGUUUCAGUCAUCUUUUGUUAAUUUCACUGUUACAAAACCAUUGUUUUUAUAUAAAUGGUAGUUCACUCCAAAGUUAGUUUUUACCUCCAUGUUACUCUUCAGAAUACCCACAAACAUUUUUUGGGUUUUGAGGCAAGUUUUAAAAGUCAAAAAUGUAAUUGUGACGAAUGUUGUGGAGAGUCAUGAAAAAGUUGCAAUCAAUGUUGGGACUCUUGUCUCAUGUUAAACUGAACAUUUGUAAGGCAUGCAUUUUUUGAAACAAUUACAUUUUUCAAGGUUG
Molecule: messenger RNA, 2551 nt
Organism: Acanthochromis polyacanthus (spiny chromis)
Lineage: Eukaryota; Metazoa; Chordata; Actinopteri; Pomacentridae
Exons: 15
Coding region: 19-2205 (728 amino acids)
Molecular function (GO): ubiquitin-protein transferase activity
Source: RefSeq, a predicted model, not a curated record